AUGUCAUCAAAUCAGUAUUUAACUAAAAGAUCAUUUCCAAACGGUUUUAAAAAAUCAGAUAUUGCAGCUCAACAAAGAGAACGUAGUUUUUUGAGAUCAACUCCUUUGUUUGAGAGCAAAGGAAAUAGUAUUACUAAAUCUAUUAGUGUCGAUACUCAUCAACAGCAAUUGGUUAGAGAUGACAUUACAAUUCCAAAGGUGGAUCUCCAACCAAGUUAUGAAGAUACGAACAGCCAUUUAGAAAAUGGUGAAAUAGAGGAACCUUUUAAUAACACAAUCUCUUCAAUUCCGGUGCUUUCGACUUAUCCACCUGAGUUUUCAAAUACAAUUAGCUUUCCAAAGCUAAUGACUUUAACUUCUCAGUUGCCAAAGUCUAUGGAUCAACCCCAUCUCGCCAAACAGAAUCAAAUGUAUGUUACCCCCAAUCGACCGUCAGUUUCAAAUGAUAAACAAGUAAGAAAGACUGUUCAAAACCCAAAAACAGCAAUGUUAAAUCAAAAACACAAUAACUACAAUAGUAACAGUAACAAUAACAAAAUCAACAAUAGCAAUAGAAAUAACAAUAACUACAAUAAUUACAACAAUAUUAACAACAACAACAAUGCGAUUAAUUCGACUCCUCUUGGUAGUAUUUCUGUGUAUCACAAUAGAUUUUAUUGUCCCAAGAGUAAACGAUCGUUUAUUAUCACUAGAAAUGUUCAGACAGUUAUAACUGAAGAGCAACCAAACGUAGAUAUGUCUCUUCCUUCUCCAUGGGUACUCAACUAUAAUAAUACCAUAACAAAUGCAAUACAUCACACCAACUCAAUUAGAUAUCAACAACAACAACAUCAUCAGCAACAACCAUUUUAUCAAUAA
Molecule: messenger RNA, 858 nt
Organism: Heterostelium album PN500
Lineage: Eukaryota; Evosea; Eumycetozoa; Acytosteliales; Acytosteliaceae
Exons: 1
Coding region: 1-858 (285 amino acids)
Source: RefSeq, a predicted model, not a curated record